Messenger RNA from Didymodactylos carnosus, 342 nucleotides. The record is from the annotation of a GenBank genome assembly. Lineage: Eukaryota; Metazoa; Rotifera; Eurotatoria; Philodinida; Philodinidae.
AUGUGCGCUUGCAUUUCUCUGUUUCGGCGAGAGAGAAAAGCGUAUAAUAAAUUUUCGAAAGAUGAAAAAGCUUUGAUAUUUCAAGUAAUUGAAUUCGUAGAGAGCGAAAAACAUGGAAACGAAAUACCUUUAAUUAACACAAUAGAACGUUUGGUAACAAUGUUAGGUAUAAGCUCGACAGCUUUAAAGGCUUUGAAAAAAGAGUUGAACGAUUUAAAAUCCGAAAUGCAACAAACAAAUAAAUUGAAUGAAAUAGAUGAUGAAACAAAUGCGGCAUUUCGAUCUUACCUACGAACAACAUCUGAACCAGUCGCCGCCAAGUCGGUAAAAAGAGGUAAAUGA